Messenger RNA from Scatophagus argus, 3546 nucleotides. RefSeq names its product leucine-rich repeat transmembrane neuronal protein 4. Lineage: Eukaryota; Metazoa; Chordata; Actinopteri; Scatophagidae. The record is from RefSeq and is a predicted model, not a curated record. Gene Ontology annotation, molecular function: protein binding. The transcript is spliced from 2 exons. Bases 147 to 1691 code for a protein of 514 amino acids.
CACAGUGCGUCUGUUUCCCGUGAGGACAGGCGUCCCGGGUGCGUGUCCAACUGUUUGGACAAAACGCCGAGCGCGUCUAACAUGUGGACCUGGGACGCGUGCAACAGAGAGCCCUGAACGCCAGGAGAAGCCGACACCGCGCAGAAAUGGGACUUCUCGUGCUUUUCAGAUGGCUCGUGUUCACGUUGGCGGUGCCCGCCUGGCUGCUUGCUGCUCCGAGUGGCAUCCGCGAGCGUCCCUGCCCCCUGAGCUGCAGAUGUGAUGGCAAAAUAAUAUACUGUGAGUCCAAUGCCUUCCGUGACGUGCCGAACAACGUGUCUGCGGGCACACAGGGCCUCUCCCUGCGUUACAACAGCCUGGCGAGCCUCAGAGCCCACCAGUUUGCAGGCCUGAGUCAGCUGGUGUGGCUCUACCUCGACCACAACUACAUCAGCGCUGUGGACGGCCAGGCUUUCCAUGGGAUACGCAGGCUCAAAGAACUGAUUCUGAGCUCCAAUAAGAUCACGCACCUGAAAAACAACACUUUCCACGAUGUUCCGAAUUUACGCAACCUCGACCUUUCCUACAAUAAACUGCAGGCUCUCCAGCCCAAUCAGUUUGUGGGUCUAAGGAAGCUCCUCAGUUUACACUUGAGGUCAAACUCCUUAAAAACUGUCCCGAUGCGAGUUUUCCUCGACUGUCGCAACCUGGAGUUUCUUGAUAUUGGCUACAACCGGCUGCGGAGCCUCACACGUAAUGCUUUCGCAGGACUCCUCAAGCUCGUCGAGCUUCAUCUCGAGCACAACCAGUUCUCAAAGAUAAACUUUGCCCAUUUUCCCCGCCUGACUAACCUGAGGGCGCUCUACCUGCAGUGGAACCGCAUCAGACUGCUAACCCAGGGCCUGCCGUGGAUGUGGACCUCAUUGCAAAAGCUGGACCUCUCAGGAAACGAGCUCCAAGUGUUGGACCCGAGCACAUUUCAAUGCCUCCCUAAUCUGCAGACCCUUAACCUGGACUCCAACAAACUCAGCAACGUGUCUCAGCAGACAGUGGAGGCUUGGAUCUCCCUCACCACCAUCAGCCUGGCUGGUAAUCUGUGGUACUGUAACCCCAACAUAUGUCCCCUGGUGGCCUGGCUCCAAGCCUUUAAGGGCAACAAGGAGUCAACAAUGAUUUGUGCCGGCCCUAAGGAGGCACAAGGGGAGAAAGUGACCGAUGUGGUGGAUACUUACAACGUCUGUACAGCAACUCCAACCCCCAUCCCCUCCACGACGUCGGCCCGCACUUCUGCGUUUCAGCCUGAGCUGCUGCCUCUUCCCACGCAGGCGGAGAAGGAGCCGAUGUGGAACAGGACAGCCUCCCCUACUCCAUCCGAGGCCUCCCCCACCGUCCCUUUGCCAGACGUCGAGUACGUGUCCUUCCACAAGAUCAUAGCUGGUAGCGUGGCCCUCCUCUUAUCUGUGGCCAUCAUUCUGCUGGUUAUCUAUGUCUCGUGGAAGCGCUAUCCCAGUAGUAUCAAACAGCUCCAGCAGCGCUCGGCGGUUAAAAAGCGGCAGAAAAAGGCGCGGGAGGCCGGCCGCUCCCUUAGUUCGCCGCUGCAAGAGUACUAUGUGGACUACAAGCCUUCACACUCAGAGACUAUGGAUGUGCUGGUUAAUGGGACAGGACCUUACACAUACACCAUCUCAGGCUCCAGGGAAUGCGAGGUAUGACCGUUGCCCUCCAAAAAUCCAUUUCCACUGCGAGGCAUGAGAGGUAAAUUUUCUAACAAUCUGCGGAGAAAAAUGUUUUCGUUUCUCCUGUGCUCUUGUCUGUCGUGGGAUCAGGAAGUAGAGGUCAGUGCACGGUGACUUGUUCUGCAAAGUACUCGGUUCCACAUGAUUACUCAGCCGUUGCUCUCAAGUUUUACUGCUAAAAUAUGAUUCCCGUUGGCUGAAAUCAUCCUGGCAGCUCCUCUCACACACACAGUCAGAUGCACCAUAAACAAAGUGAGUUCUCAUCCUUCAUCCCCGACAUGAAGGAGCUCGCUGCUGAAUCUGCGUAUCAUCAGCCAGUCUGUUACGUAGGCACAAAAUGGCUUGCGUGUCCACAAUGGGAUCACGAGAGCGUUUCAGAUCAGGUCGCUGUGCAGGUGGUCCUCUGCUGUCCUCAUGUGCGAGUCACGUGUGAGUCUUGAUAUUUGUUUGUAAAUUUCUGUAAAUAUUAAUAAUCACACCAGCUGAUCCCAUUUUCCAUUUCUGCCUCCAGCAAACAAGCACUUGAGAUUUUACUCAUUAGUUUAAUUAGCUGAGUUCAAACGCUCACCGCAGGCUGGAGAACAUGCAAAGGCCUGCAGCCAAAGAAAAGACAAACUGUGCAUUUGGGUUCACUUUCUGUGUGGCUUCUGAGUGCUGCUGCAGUAACAAACUGCGUUAUGCUAUUUCAGUUGUCUCAGAAAUGUAAAGAAACUGCAGGGCUGCACAAAGCUGGACGCUUUGCCGAGCUGAGAUUCUCAGAGGGCUGCUUCACAAGGACCGUGGGACACGGGGGGAUUGAGACACAGGGCCUUGACAGAAAGACUAAUCAAUUUGCUCGUGCGUGAUUGGGCACUUUUCUUUGCCUCCUAAUGCUGUGCAUCCGUCUUGCUUUGUCCAGCAGCUUUGUGUCACGUGGCAGGACGGUCGUGUGUGAUUAACAGGACGCGUUGUGUCGCGUCUCUUCGCGUCCCACCUGCCAGCUGACGUCUUUCCUCUCCGGUUGCUUCUGUGAGGGCAGCUCGGAGACGAAGCGUCAAAACAAGAUCCUGCAAGACGGAAUAAUGAGGAAGUUUGUCCAAGCGAUGACUUAACCGUCUCCGAGUUAGCUGCGCUGUGAUAUUCCAGUCCUGACGAUGACACUGAUGUGAAAUAAUAAAACACUGGCAGCGUAUGUCCGUAAUACUCUUGUGAUAAUAUUGUGUAAGCUGUCGUAUUAGUUCGCCUGGUUGUCUUUGCAUCCAUCAUUUAGAGGAACUUUGUGUACACUUGUGCUUACACUCUGAGUGUCAUUUGUUGAUCAGAAACAAACAGUAAACAAAGCUGAAGUUCAGUUUGAGCACAAACUGAAUGGUUUUCCUCACAUACUGCAGUUCUGAGGUACAUGUACUUCACUGGAGUAUUUCUGUUUUCUGCCCCUUAAGACUUCUUCUCCACUACAAUGCAGUUCACUUUUUACUCCACUACGCUGAAUGUAGACGUGUUCUGAUGGAUUAUAAUCGAUUACGUUAAAACUUUGUUGAUCCCUGAGGGGAAGUUCACACUCUGAAGACAAACUGUGUAAAUCUCCUUCACCGGCGUCAACACAUUAAUGCAUCAGCACUUUAUUCUCUUUACAUUUGGUACUGUUGUACUUGUAUGCAAGACUUUUACACAUAAGACAGUAUUUGUACGCUGUGGUGCUGACAGAAGAUCUGAGUCGUUCCUCCACUUGUGAAUUUGACAGAUUUUUUUUUACAGUGAAUUGUUUUGGUCGCAGUAAUCGUGUCGUGAUAAUUUGAUGUCGCGACAGCCGAGUUCAGAAUAGCGAAUAAAGAGAAGCUUCUCGUUUUAA